Monascus purpureus is the source of this 351-nucleotide messenger RNA. NCBI's taxonomy places the organism in Eukaryota, Fungi, Ascomycota, Eurotiomycetes, Eurotiales, Aspergillaceae. The record is from the annotation of a GenBank genome assembly.
AUGACCGUCAACGUCACACGUCACCGCUCUUAUCUUCUCCGGCCCAGCGAGGAAUCCCCUCGUUUCCCACUGCUUUCUCUUUUGCAGACUCCCAAUUCUCCCACGGCAAGCGCUCGAGAAGAGUACUGCGAUCUCAAUCCCUCCACACAGCAGGCGAGGAAAAGAGAAAGAAACCCAACGGAACGAGAAAGAGGACAGGGAUCUCAAUUGCCUGUAUCCUCCCUUCCCGAGAAUCUUCUACGUCAUUCGAGAUUGUCUGAGGCUACGCUGGCACUCUUAUACGUCGACUCCCGGUCCGCUGUCUUGGUGUCACAUUAUUCUCAUUUACGAGUCUCACGAUUCCCAAUAUAA